GAGGUGACCACUUGCACGCCGACAUAGUCACAAAACUCUUGUGCCGACGCCAAAGUGCUCUGAUGUCCUCUCCGAGCGCAGCACGCGUCCCUCACAAGAGGAAGACCAAGAUGAAGCACUUCGUGCAGCAGAAAGUGGAGGUGUUCCGCGCCGCGGAGCCCGUGUCGAGCGUGCUUAUGUGGGGAGUCAAUCACUCGAUCAACGACUUGAGCCAGGUGCCAGUCCCUGUCAUGUUGCUUCCUGACGAUUUCCGAGCCAGCACCAAGGUCAAAGUCAACCACUACCUCUUCAACAAAGAGAAUCUCCCGGGACUGUUUAAAUUUAAAGAGUACUGUCCACAAGUUUUCAGGAACCUGCGAGAGCGCUUCGGCAUCGAGGACCAAGAUUACCAGGUGUCUCUGGCUCGCAGUCCGCCCCUCAAAGACUGGGAGGGAACAUGUGAGGGCCUGCUGCUUGUGUCAUAUGACCGCACUUUGGUGGUCAAAGAAAUCUCCAGUGAGGAGGUGGCUGAGAUGCACAACAUUCUCUCUGAGUAUCACCAGCAUGUUGUCACCUGUCACGGCUCGACGCUGCUCCCUCAGUUCCUGGCCAUGUACAGAGUCACAGUGGAGAGUGAGGAUAAUUACCUAUUGGUCAUGAGGAACAUGUUCAGCCACAGACUGCAUGUACACUGGAAGUAUGAUCUCAAGGGUUCCCUGGUGUCUCGAGAAGCAACUUUUAAAGAGAAGGUCAAGGAGCUUCCCACCUAUAAGGACAUUGACUUUGUGAACAACAUGCAAAAGGUUUACGUGUGUGACGAGGAGAAAGAGAGGCUCAUGGACAAGCUUAACAGAGAUAUUGAGUUCCUGGUACGUAUGAGGAUCAUGGACUACAGCCUCCUUCUGGGUAUCCAUGACGUGGAAAGGGCUGAGAGAGAGGAGGAGGAGAUGGAAUCAUCUAAUGCUGAAGAAGAGGAAGAUGAAAGCAGCCAAUCUGCAGUUCCAGGCUCCACCUCACCUGAAGGCAUCGCGGGUUACAUGAACUCCUUGAAGCCUAUGGGCCCCGGGGAGUUCGACCCUUACGUGGAUGUGUAUGCUAUCCAGAGCGCCGUAGGCGCUCCUCGGAGGGAAGUGUAUUUCAUGGGUUUGAUUGAUGUGCUGACGCAGUACGACGCCAAGAAGAAAGCGGCUCAUGCGGCCAAGGCUGUCAAACACGGGGCAGGAGCAGAGAUCUCAACAGUUCAUCCAGAGCAGUAUGCUAAGCGUUUCAAGGAGUUUGUCACGAAGAUAUUUGCCUAGCCGACCAAAGAUCAAUCAUGCUUUCACAUAUACAGGAGGAACACUUUUGAACAGGGUCUUAAAAAGGGUUUUCAAUUUGAUUUUCAUGAAUGAAUUAAACUUAAAAUAAAUGUCUCUCAAUUAGAGGUGGGAAUCUUAACGAUUCGAUUACGAUAACGAUUCAGACUCCGAUUCGAUUAUAAAUCGAUUAUUGAUGCCCCCCCAUUUUUAAAUUUUUUUUUUAAAUGUUUUGUAUAUUUGUUCGAAAAUUGUUCAAAAAUCCUCUUUUAAACUACAUUCAAUUAAUUUAAUGUUGUGAAUCAACCGUUAAAGUUGUUAAAAUUGCGCCCGUUAUUCCAUAAUUUCCCUUAUAUCUACUUUCGACAUGUGAAAGUUUUAAAACUGUUUCAUCAUUUAAAGAUAUUCAAGUCAAGAUUUUGCCGAUUUAGGGGUAUUUUAGAUAAAAAGUAAUUAGGUUCUCUACAACAGAGCCUUCUAGAGAAGUCUACUGCUUUAAGAUGGUGCCUGUUUACUAGCGCGGGAAAGUCUGUCAUUUCACAUCUAGUCUAGAUAUAUGUGAUAUCUACCAUAGCCGUAUGUUGCCGUAUGGUUGUAGCAACUAGCAACUGGGCGCUGUUUGCAGCGGCUGACGCCCGCAGUCAGGUAUUACUGUUUUUUUUUUUUUUUA
Messenger RNA from Corythoichthys intestinalis (scribbled pipefish), 1944 nucleotides. RefSeq names its product phosphatidylinositol 5-phosphate 4-kinase type-2 gamma-like. The coding region runs from base 63 to 1277 and encodes 404 amino acids. Gene Ontology annotation, cellular component: plasma membrane. The record is from RefSeq and is a predicted model, not a curated record. Gene Ontology annotation, biological process: phosphatidylinositol phosphate biosynthetic process. Gene Ontology annotation, molecular function: 1-phosphatidylinositol-5-phosphate 4-kinase activity; 1-phosphatidylinositol-4-phosphate 5-kinase activity. The transcript has 10 exons. NCBI's taxonomy places the organism in Eukaryota, Metazoa, Chordata, Actinopteri, Syngnathiformes, Syngnathidae.